CAAUACUUAAAGUUAUCCCACCUGAUUUCGGCCAAAAAUUUUGAUUAUUUUCUCAAGUCAUGUUUGAGACACAUUUGACCGUACUUUUCCACUGUCUCAUCUUGGCGUUUAUUUCAGCGGCUAGGAAAGAGAAAUACAUUGUGUGCCCGCCAAAAGUCGGUUGCAUUAGGGGCACUACAAUGAGUGGCUAUCAAAAAGGACCAUUUGAAGCAUUCAUGGGCAUACCCUAUGCCGAGCCACCUGUAGGGGCACUAAGAUUUCGUAACCCGAUCAUAAAGGCAAGAUGGUUUAACACCUAUGACGCUACUCAGUUCAAACCGGAUUGUAUCCAAAAAAAUCGUCUCGUACCUCAUCCAACAAUAUUCGGAGAUGAGGAUUGUCUUUAUUUAAACAUCUACAGACCAAAGGUUCGUUUGCGUCGCUUACCCGUAAUGAUCUAUAUACAUGGAGGAGGUUUCUUCAGUGGGUCAGCUGGUCCUUUAAUUACUGGACCAGAGUAUAUUAUGGACACAGAGUCUGUAAUCUUGGUCACAAUGUCUUAUCGUUUGGGAGCUUUGGGUUUUAUGUCCACUGGAGAUUACAAUAUGCCUGGUAAUUUUGGACUCAAAGAUCAGAAUUUGGUAUUUAAAUGGGUUCGCCGUAAUAUAGAGUCUUUCGAUGGCGAUAACAAAAAGGUUACCAUCUUUGGCCAGAGUGCUGGGGCCGUUGCCACCCACAUGCAUUUAAUAAAUCCCUACUCUAAGAAUCUCUUUCAUCGAGUGAUUAGCAUGAGUGGAACGGCCAACGCUCCUUUUGCCAUUACCAAAAAUCCUCUGGAACAAGCUCGCGAAACAGCGAAACUGUGUGUUAUUCAAAAUGCAGACACUUUAAGUACGGCCAAGCUUGCUGAGGCUCUAAGAAAUGUUAAUAUAGUAACGCUAAUCAAUGCCGGUGAUGGCCUUAAACAUUGGGAUGUAGAUCCCUCAUCCGUUUAUCGACCGGUGGUAGAACCUCCAUCAAUAGACGCGAUUAUACCAGCUGAUCCAGAAAAGAUGAUGAAAAGCAUAUACUUUCAGAAACGACCCUGGCUUCUAGGAACCGUUCCCCAGGAAGGAGCUGUGCGUGCCAUCAACAUUAUAGAAAAUCCCAUACUACGUCAAAAGUUCAAUGAGCGAUUUCAAUAUUUAUACCAGGAGUUAUUGGAAUGGCCCAAUCGGUUUACUCCAAGGCAAGCAAAGGAUAAAACCGAAAUAAUCGUAGAUGAAUACCUUGACGAUUAUUUUCGUAUUAAGAAUCGAACUGAGGCGGGGUUUUUGAACUCAAUCACCGACAGAGCUUUUAAGCAUCCUCUCUAUGAGGCCAUUUAUGAAUAUUGGAAAAUUCCAGGAGGCAAAUUUCCUCAUUUCAUGUACAGCUUUAACUAUAAAGGACCCUUUAGUUAUGCCACGUUUUUUACUAGAGCAAAUGUAACUGGAAAAUAUGGAGUUGUUCAUUGUGAUGAUUUGAUAUAUUUGUUCCGUAGUCCUAUUAUAUUUCCCGAUUUUGAUAAGACUUCCGUAGAGGCAAAAGUUAUUGAAAAAUUUGUGAAAUAUCUUGUAAAUUUUGCAACAUUUGGUUAUACAGUCGAUGUUCCACCGAUCGGCUUUUGUGGCACAGACGUUUUAGAUUCAAGACCCCAUGGCAUUUGUGAUUACCAUGAAUUUGUGAACAAUGACAGUAUUCCUGAGGGAUUUGAAGUGGUAGUAAAGUCCGAUUUUCCAACCGCAAAUGUUAAAUUAUGGCAAGAGUUAUUUUGCGGUUACGCCGUCGAGCCCAAUACUCGAAGUUGUCCCACCUUGUGUCGUACAAAAUUUGGAUUGUGUUUUCAAGUCAUGUUUACGGCACAUUUGAUUGUACUUUACCUUUGUCUCUACUUUGCAUUUAUUUCUGCGGCUGGCAAUGAGAGCUUAAUUGUGUGUCCGCCAAAAGUCGGUUGCCUUAGGGGAACUACAAUGAAUGGCUAUCAAAAGGGACCAUUUGAGGCAUUCAUGGGCAUACCCUAUGCCGAGCCACCUCUAGGAGCACUAAGAUUUCAGAGCCCAAAAAUAAAGGCAAGAUGGUUUAACACCUAUGACGCUACUAAGUUCAAAUCGGAUUGCAUCCAAAAAAAUUAUCUCUCACCUAAUCCAAUGCUAUUCGGAAACGAGAAUUGUCUCUAUUUAAACAUAUACAGACCAAAGGUUCGUUUGGGUCUUUUACCCGUAAUGAUUUAUAUACAAGGCUGGGGUUUCUUUAGCGGGUCAGCUAAUCCUAAAGUUAUUGGACCAGAAUACAUUAUGGACACACAAUCGGUAAUUUUGGUCACAAUGUCUUAUCGAUUGGGAGCUUUGGGUUUUAUGUCCACUGGAGAUUACAAUAUGCCUGGUAAUUUUGGACUCAAAGACCAGAGUUUGGUAUUUAAAUGGGUUCGCCAUAAUAUAGAGUCUUUCGAUGGCGAUAACAAAAAGGUUACCAUCUUUGGCCAUGAUGCUGGGGCCGUUGCCACCCAUAUGCAUUUAAUAAAUCCGUAUUCUAAGAAUCUCUUUCAUAGAGUGAUUAGCAUGAGUGGAACGGCCAACGUUCCUUUUGCCAUUACCAAAGAUCCUCUGGCACAAGCUCGCAAAACUGCAAACUUGUGCGAGAUCCCAAAUGCAGACACUUUAAGUACGGCCAAGCUAACUGAGGCUUUGAGAAAUGUCAACGCAAAAACAUUAAUCGACGCCGGUGGACAACUCCCAUCCAUUUAUCGACCGGUGGUAGAACCUCCAUCAAUAGACGCGAUCAUACCAGCGGCUCCAGAAAUUUUGAUGAAAAGUAUAUACUUUCAGAAACGACCUUGGCUACUAGGAACCGUCCCCCAAGAAGGAGCUGCUUAUGCUAUUAAAAUUAUAGAAAAUCUAAAAUUGCGUAAACAGUUCAAUCUCCGAUUUGAAUUGUUAUUGGAAGAGUUAUUGGAGUGGCCCAGUCGGUUUACUCCAAGGCAAGCUCAUGAAAAAACCGAAAUAGUUAUAUCUCAAUACUUUGACGGGAUUUCUCUUAUAAAAAACCAAACUGAGGCGGGGUUUUUGAACUCAAUCACUGACAGAGCUUAUAAGCAUCCUCUCUAUGAGGCCAUUUAUGAAUAUUGGAAAAUUCCAGGAGGCAAAUUUCCUCAUUUCAUGUACAGCUUUAACUAUAAAGGACCCUUUAGUUAUGCCUCGCGUUUUACUAGAGCAAAUGUGACUGGAAAAUAUGGAGUUGUUCAUGGUGAUGAUUUGAUAUAUUUGUUCCGUAGUCGUUAUUUAUUUCCCGAUUUUCAUAAGAGAUCCGUAGAGGCUAAGGUUAUAGAAAAAUUUGUGAAAUAUAUCGUAAAUUUUGCAACACUUGGUUAUACAGUCGAUGUUCCACCGAUCGGCUUUUGUGGCACAGACGUUUUAGAUUCAAGGCCCCAUGGCAUUUGUGAUUACCAUGAAUUUGUGAACAAUAACCACCUUCGUGAAGGAUUCGAAGUGGUAGUAAAAUCCGAUUUUCCAACAGAGAAAGUAAAACUAUGGCAAGAGUUGUUAGACUAGACUACAGGAAAGUUAUUAGGCUGUCGAUGCACAAACAUUACAUCAAGCUUAAUAAAUUGUUUCAAGAAUGCCAUGAGCUAAUAUUUUUUUUAAACACGGAAGCUCAUUAACAAAAUCUCGAUUUCAUGCAGAAUUUGUAAUUUCAUGUCGUAACAAAAAGCAAUAAAUUAAUUACUUGCUAUUUAAGCCUAA
Messenger RNA from Drosophila willistoni, 3740 nucleotides. RefSeq lists its product as uncharacterized. The coding region runs from base 60 to 3548 and encodes 1162 amino acids. Lineage: Eukaryota; Metazoa; Arthropoda; Insecta; Diptera; Drosophilidae. The record is from RefSeq and is a predicted model, not a curated record. The transcript has 12 exons.